Grammomys surdaster is the source of this 1482-nucleotide messenger RNA. RefSeq names its product SVOP like (gene Svopl). The transcript has 15 exons. Gene Ontology annotation, molecular function: transmembrane transporter activity. The record is from RefSeq and is a predicted model, not a curated record. Bases 1 to 1482 code for a protein of 493 amino acids. Lineage: Eukaryota; Metazoa; Chordata; Mammalia; Rodentia; Muridae. Gene Ontology annotation, cellular component: membrane. Gene Ontology annotation, biological process: transmembrane transport.
AUGGCAGCACAGAAAGAACCUGUGACGAUCAUCAGCCUUCGGAAACUGAGCCAGGCAGCCCCAGAACCACAGCAGAAAGAGACCAAGACAUUCACCGUGGAGGAUGCGGUGGAGACCAUCGGCUUCGGGCGUUUCCACAUUGCACUCUUCCUAAUCAUGGGCAGCACCGGGGUUGUGGAGGCCAUGGAGAUCAUGUUAAUAGCAGUUGUGUCCCCUGUUAUCCGCUGUGAAUGGCGGCUGGAGAACUGGCAGGUGGCGUUUGUCACCACGAUGGUGUUUUUUGGCUACAUGGUAUCCAGCAUCCUCUUUGGUCUCCUGGCUGACAGAUAUGGCCGCUGGAAGAUUUUGCUGCUCUCAUUCCUGUGGGGAGCCUACUUCUCCUUACUGACCUCUUUCUCCCCUUCCUACAUCUGGUUUGUCUUUCUGCGGACGAUGGUAGGCUGUGGAGUGUCUGGCCAUGCACAAGGGUUAAUCAUAAAGACUGAAUUUUUGCCCACAAAAUACCGAGGCUACAUGCUACCCUUGUCUCAGGUUUUCUGGCUUGCUGGCUCGCUGCUCAUCAUCAGCAUGGCCUCUGUGGUCAUCCCCACCAUUGGGUGGCGCUGGCUCAUCCGAAUCGCCUCCAUUCCUGGCAUCAUCCUCAUCAUGGCCUUCAAGUUUAUCCCUGAAUCAGCUCGCUUCAACGUCUCCACUGGGAACACGCAGGCUGCACUGGACACCCUGGAGAGCAUUGCCAAGAUGAACCGCUCAGUCAUGCCAGAGGGACAGCUGGUGGAGCCCAUCCUGGAGAAAAGAGGAAGAUUUGCAGAUCUUCUGGAUUCUAAAUACCUUCGGACUACAUUACAGAUCUGGGUCAUAUGGCUGGGAAUUUCCUUUGCCUAUUAUGGGGUUAUCCUGGCCAGUGCUGAGUUGCUGGAACGAGAUCUGGUCUGCGGUUCAAAGUCAGAGUCAGAACCAGAGGUGGUGGAGACCACAGGGGACUCAGCGGAGGGUCUCAGUCCCUGCUACUGCCACAUGUUUGCACCCUCUGACUACAGGACCAUGAUCAUCAGCACCCUCGGGGAAAUCGCUUUGAACCCUUUAAAUAUCCUGGGCAUCAAUUUCCUGGGCCGACGCCUGAGCCUGUCCAUCACCAUGGGCUGCACGGCUUUGUUUUUCCUUCUCCUCAACAUCUGCACGUCAAGUGCUGGCCUCAUUGGCUUCCUGUUCAUGCUGAGAGCCCUGGUGGCAGCAAAUUUCAACACCAUCUACAUUUAUACUGCUGAGGUCUACCCAACCCCGAUGCGCGCUCUGGGGAUGGGAACCAGCGGCUCCCUGUGCCGCAUUGGAGCGAUGGUAGCUCCGUUUAUAUCCCAGGUUCUAAUGAGUGCCUCCUUCCUGGGAGCCCUAUGUCUUUUCUCAUCUGUCUGUGUUGUGUGCGCCAUUUCUGCAUUUACUCUUCCCAUUGAGACGAAAGGACGUGCUUUGCAGCAAAUUAAAUGA